GUAAUAGUAAUUGGGUUAAAGGCAGCUGUCGCUUGCGAGCAUAGCAAUAGGGUCUAGUUAUGCAGGCAGCAGCAGUUACAGCAAGGAGUGUACUGUUCCCAAUCACAUCUUCCCAGUGUCCUCCUGAAACAAACGAAAUCCCAGACGCCGACAACAAAUCGUCUUCCUUCUGCGCUGACGCGAGUUGAAAAUUGGGACAUCAUCUUGCCGAGUUCCUCGACAUGCAGGCAGAGAUGUCCCUGCAGACUGUUCACAUCCACCCUGUCAUUGAGGCGAUGAUCAAUCUGACUGCAGGAGCCGCAGGUGGUGUUGCUUGUGUUGUAAGUGGACAGCCAUUUGAUACAGUGAAGGUGAAAAUGCAGACCUUUCCCACUAUGUAUAGAGGCUUUCUGGAUUGUUCCGUGAAGACCUACAGACAUGAUGGACUGAAUGGGCUGUUUAAAGGAACAAUGCCCGCCCUUUUAGCUAAUGUUGCUGAGAAUGCCAUUCUCUUUGCUUGCUAUGGCUUUUGUCAACAGUUCACUCGGCGCCUCUUCGGUUUGGAGAGCACAUCGGAACUCAGUGAUGUACAGAGCGCAUUUGCAGGCUCCCUCGCCUCGGUGUUCUCAUCGCUUGCAUUGUGUCCAACGGAGCUAGUCAAGUGUCGAUUGCAGGCCUUGCAUGAAAUGAAGGAGGCUGGCAAAACGUCUUUAGCCUGUCGAAUAUCCACAUGGUCAAUUGUUAGGAGUAUACUAAGAACUGAAGGACUCCAAGGGUUUUUCCAAGGAAUGACGAGCACUUGGCUGAGGGAGGUGCCGGGAUAUUUCUUCUUCUUUGGUGGCUAUGAAUUAAGCAGGUCCUUUUUCACAAAGCCGGGCCAGACCAAAGACGAGUUAGGAGCAAUACCUUUAGUUGUGAGUGGUGGAGUUGGAGGAGUCUUCUUCUGGCUUGCUGUCUAUCCAAUAGAUUCGGUAAAAUCUCGAAUUCAAGUCUUGUCAAUGGCAGGCAGACAAAAUGGAUUUCUUUUCUCCUUCAUUAACAUCAUGAAAACUGAAGGUUUUAUGGCUUUAUAUUGUGGACUGACUGCAACUAUCGUUCGAGCUUUUCCAUCUAAUGGAGCGCUCUUCUUAGCGUAUGAACUGACAAAAAGGGCUUUAAGUCAAGUGUCUACUAGUUGAAUCUGCUUUUUCACCUGCCGUUUGAUUUUAUGAUGCAAUCUGCAGAGAAGAAUCCUACUGAUCAUUAAGAAGAAGAAUGAUGUAUUUUUUUAAAAAUGAAUGUAUAUUUAUGUACAGAUGAUUGUGUUCUAGUGCUGGAAAUGAACAGUUCAGACAACGCUUUUUAAAAUGUGCUUUGAUUUUUUGUUGUGUGUGUGUUUUUUUUUUUUUUAAAUUGGAAAUGAAAAAUUUGAAGCGCACCCAUCUCCAGCUUGAUGUAAAUAUUUUUUUUGUUGUGUUUUCAGUAAAAAGGUAACCUUUAAAUAUUAUUGACAAUUUUAAAAUGUAAACAUCAUAAAUAUUCAUGUUUUCUAUUUUAUGCUUACGGUGAGCAUUUCUAAAAAUGGUUUAAUAUGUCAAAAUAAACCUUUGUCAAAUCAUCCCA
This is a messenger RNA of Polypterus senegalus (gray bichir), 1581 nucleotides long. Its product is annotated as mitochondrial ornithine transporter 1-like. Gene Ontology annotation, biological process: mitochondrial L-ornithine transmembrane transport. Lineage: Eukaryota; Metazoa; Chordata; Cladistia; Polypteriformes; Polypteridae. Gene Ontology annotation, molecular function: L-ornithine transmembrane transporter activity. The coding region runs from base 222 to 1157 and encodes 311 amino acids. The record is from RefSeq and is a predicted model, not a curated record. The transcript has 7 exons.